AUGAGUAGACUCCGCGAGGCCCAGGAAAAGGUAAAGGCCGAGCUGGCCGCCCAGAUAUCUAACUUGGAGGCGGAGAUCACGGCUUGCUGGGUGGAGCUCCAUGUAAGGUGGCUGGAAAAAGCCGUCCGUGCGCUGCAGACAGUGCACGACGUCGUCGGUGACAUUGGGGUGUGCACCGACGAGAGCACUGAAGGAGAUUACGAUGAGACUGAAGGCGCCGAUGAUGCGGUUCCGUUGCAGCUACCUACAUUUCGCGAAGUUGUCCGUCACAUUGGGGUGUGCACCGACAUGAGCACUGUAAGGGGCAACGGUGAGACUGGCGGCGUCGGCGAUGGUGAAGACGUGUUAACCGAAGGCGUCGAUGAUGCGGUUCCGUUGCAGCUACCUACAUUUCGCGAAGUUGUCCGUCACAUUGGGGUGUGCACCGACAUGAGCACUGUAAGGGGCAACGGUGAGACUGGCGUCGUCGGCGAUGAUGAAGACGUGUUAACCGAAGGCGUCGAAUACGCGGUUCCGUUAGUGCUACCUACAGUUCGCGAAGAUGUCCGUCACAUUGGGGUGUGCACCGACAUGAGCACUGUAAGGGGCAACGGUGAGACCGGCGGCUUCGAUAAUGCGGUUCCGUUGGCGCUACCUACAGAAGAUGUCCGUCACAUUGGGGUGUGCACCGACAUGAGCACUGUAAAGGGCAACGGUGAGACUGGCGGCGUCGGUUAUGCAGUUCCGUUGGCACCGCCAACAGUGCGCGAAGUCGUCCGUGACAUUGGGGUGUGCACCGACGUAAGCACUGGAGGGGGCAAUGGUGAGACUGAGGACGUCAGUGACGAAGCAGCAGCAGCCAAGGGAGACAACAGUGGCAAGCCGGAUCCUGACCAGCAGGGAUUGUCCAGUUUUCAGAGUACGUCAGAAGAAUCGUCUAGCUACGGGAACUAUGUCGGCAUAGUCCUUACAGAGUUGCCCAAGAGACCUGCCGGCAUAGUCCCGCAGGAGUUGUCCAGUUUUCGGAGCACGUCAGAAGAAUCGUCUAGCUACGGGAACUCUGUCGGCAUAGUCCUUACAGAGUUGCCCAAGAGACCUGUCGGCAUAGUCCCGCAGGAGUUGUCCAGUUUUCAGAGUACGUCAGAAGAAUCGUCUAGCUACGGGAACUCUGUCGGCAUAGUCCUUACAGAGUUGCCCAAGAGACCUGCCGGCAUAGUCCCGCAGGAGUUGUCCAGUUUUCGGAGCACGUCAGAAGAAUCGUCUAGCUACGGGAACUCUGUCGGCAUAGUCCUUACAGAGUUGCCCAAGAGACCUGCCGGCAUAGUCCCGCAGGAGUUGUCCAGUUUUCAGAGAACGUCAGAAGAAUCGUCUAGCUACGGGAACUCUGCCGGCAUAGUCCCGCAGGAGUUGUCCAGUUUUCAGAGUACGUCAGAAGAAUCGUCUAGCUACGGGAACUCUGUCGGCAUAGUCCUUACAGAGUUGCCCAAGAGACCUGCCGGCAUAGUCCCGCAGGAGUUGUCCAGUUUUCAGAGAACGUCAGAAGAAUCGUCUAGCUACGGGAACUCUGCCGGCAUAGUCCCGCAGGAGUUGUCCAGUUUUCGGAACACGUCAAAAGAAUCGUCUAGCUACGGGAACCCUGUCGGCACAGUCCUUACAGGGUUGCCCAAGAGACCUGUCGGCAUAAACCCACAGGGACCUUCCAGAUUCGUAGAGUCGUCUAGCCAUGGGAAUCCUGUUGGCAUAGUCCAACAUGGAUUGCCCAACUUUCCCACUUCCAUAGCCCAUCAGGGAUCUUCCAGGUUUGAAUCGUCCGGCUAUGGGAAUCCUGCUGGCAUUGCACCUAGGCCGAGCAGGGAUUGCCCAGUUAUGGGAGUAAAUCGAAGUGAGUCGUCCAGUCGCCGGUUUCCCUCUGGUGACACCCAGAGGAACCAGUUUAGUCACGGCGACCCCUCGGUAAACCGCCAGAGCAGUGCAUGCGGUUACGGAGUCGUCGCGAGUGUACGCCAGAAGAUCUCGGAGGAUGGAUCUCGGGGACCUUUCAGGCGUGGCUCUAAAGGGUGGCGACCCUCAAGUUCUCGCCGUUGGGAGCGGUCCCAGCGGUGGAAAUUAAGUAAGUGUGUAAGCGAGCGUGGGGGCCUGAAGUAAUUAUCUAUUUAAAGGGUGGGGGUGGGUACCUUUAAUAGUUCUCUGUUUUUCUUGUUUUAUUUUAGUUGUGUUUCGCUCCAUUUAGUGUCAGUGAAGUGUAAACUUGUUUCCAUUAGCCCUUUAUUGGCCUCGCCCACCAGUCCAUUACUCUUUUGGUUCUUUUUAUUUGUGUACGGUCUCCUGUGAGUAGAACUCACUGGUAGGUUCUUUUCAUUUUUCUUGUUUAAUAUACCUUCUUUUUUUUUAUAUAAUUCAGAUAUUUUUUGUAAUGUAAAGUUUGGCUGGUAGGAUGUAGUUGCACGUUGGCCACUGUAAGGCGGUGGUUGUAGACCUGACACUCAUACCUCGGCUUCCCCUUUUUGUGUACAUCAUUCAUGUACUCUUAUCAUUUUUUGUCUCGUCGGAUUGUUUAGUAUAUCUGUUUAUUCAUGUUUUCCUGAUUGGGAGUGGAUAUGCUGAAGUUGGUAUUGCCACCCGGAAAUAAAUAGAGAAUAAAUAAAGAUCAUUAUAAUUUUGUUAUUAGAUAUUAAAAAAAUAUAUUAUUUAUAUUAAAUUUUUAUUAUUUCUAUUUUCGUGCCCGGACUGAUGGUGUGUUUUCACCCAAAUGUAACACGCAUAAGGUCGUAAAUAGGUACGCGUAGCCUCGCUAAAUACUGGCGGGUAGUUGGCGGUAGGGCGAGAGAUUCAGGCAGUAAUAAGUUGCAUCUAGUGUAGUCUAACGGUGAGCUCUUUCAGCCCACUAUUAUUGGUAGUUCUCUGAAAAUCCGGACUUGUGAGCAUGUCACUGCCGUGGGAAACUGUUGCAUACCACUCCCUUUGGUGUUAUUGUAAUUUAAAUAUAAAUAAUAAUUUAUGUUGUUAUUUACAGCCACCGCCAUGGCGAUCAACAUAGUUGUGCGUAACCCUGCACCCCCCAGUCUCCAGUACAUUAAUUAUGUCAGUGUUUCUUUUCUGUAGCGUGUUUUGCUGUCUAUCCAGGCCGCUGUAAUGGUUAAUUUCAAUGCUGUAGCUGUUUGCAGCCGAAGGCUGUUAAUUGCUCCACUUUGUAGAUGAACUGGCAGGGCGAGCCCAUUUAUCCCAGAGUCCCUUCUUUCUUGUUUUUGUAAUAUUCCUGAUUUCGUCUAUGCACGAGUCGCCCACUGCAGUACACUAUAAAUCAAAAUAACACUGUUUGCAAAAGUUUUGUAGAUAUUCUUGUCCAGGAACAUAAUAAUAAUAUUAGAUGUUAAUAUGUCUAUAACAAAAUCACAAUAAUCUGUAUGCAUGCAUAUUAAAAUAUUCUUGGUGGUCGUACGAAAACCGGCCAAUGGGUUAAAAUUAGUUGUGGUCUAUCUAGGGUUGAGGCCCCCAUUCUGCGCACGUUGUGGCGUACCUGUAGUUUUGAAACAAUUAGGUUGUCCCGACUUUGGGGAGUCUGGGCACUGUCAUAGUUCCGCUAAGUCGCUGCGUCUAGGCGUACAUCGCAUGGCAAAGGCGCCCUCCUUGCUUACGAAAGGGGCAUUGGGGUCCGAGAGAUAGUCAAUAUACUUCCUUGGAGUGCAUGGGACGGCUUGGGCGCAGUGGCUUUAGAGUACGUUGCAUGGCAAAGGUGCCCUCCUUGCUUACGAAAGGGGCAUUGGGGUCCGAGAGAUAGUCAAUAUACUUCCUCGGGUGCGACGGGACGUCUGUGGCGGACUGACUAUGACAUUCGGUGGGACGAUUCCUUUGUGAGUAUGGGGUCGUCCCAAAAAGAGAAAAGUGAGGGGAGUGUAGUGCCAGUGCCACGCCCCCCUGCAGAGUGGUACCCGGCUUGCGUCGCUCAUGUGACGGGACCAUGCUGCAUGAUGUGGAGCCAAUGGGAUGGACGCAGAUGCCUGAUGGGAUGACCAUGCUCUCUUGCUACCCGGUCCGCGGACGUGUGCAGACGUGUUCCCUGAGGUGAGUAUUACCAGGAGGAUAGAUGCCCUGAUGUAAGUAUUUCCAGGAGGAUAAGUGUAUUAGCCUGUGACGUAAGUAUUAGCCUGUGACUUAGUGUCUUGCCCUGGAGGUUUAGCCUGUGCGUGGGGUAGGUAUUCCCAGGAGGAUCGGUGGUGUGCAGCCGACGACGACGACAGCAGACGAGUGUUUCCCUCGAAGUGUGGACUGCCGAGGACGACGUCUGCCAUCCUGACAAGGCUUCCAGUCGACGACCAUAGAAAAAUUCUAAGAAUACCAUUUCGACCAGGCGCAACAUUUACGGACAAAGGGCUUGCUAUGGCCCGUACUAUGCUUCAAUCACGGGGAAACCGGCUUCCUGGUCUCAAUAUUGAGAAGUUCACAUUUGUUUUGACGGACGGAAUGUCAACAGAUAGGAAAUCAACAGCGGCGGAAGCUUUGAGUCUUCGAUCUUUGUCUACGGUUGUUGUCGUAGGUAUUGGCCAAAUGGUGUCACACGAAGAACUUCAGAGAAUUGCAUCUCCGCCUGACGAGUUUACUAUGUCCUAUGUAUUCGCGGUGAAGAACUUCGACUCGCUACAUUCCUUGAUUGAUCGACUUAUAGACGCUACAUGUGGAAAAUGUAGCACAAGAAGUCGGACAGAUAUCAUAGCGUUGAUUGAUGAUCUUUCGACCUCAAACAUGACAUCUUCUGAGUAAAGUUUAGCUUUGAAUGGUCUCGCAUACAUAUUGCAACAUUUGGCGGCCUAUGGCAAGGUCAACGGUCAACGCUUUGGCGUUUUACAUGUAGACGAUAUUGAAAACAAGUCUUUACCUUUGUCAAAUAAUCUGACCAUGGACCAAUUGCUUAGUUACAUACAUCGUAUUCGCCAGUAUAGCCACACCUGCUCGUUAACUGGUUGUGCAGCGAACAUAACUCGAAAUAUCUCAACAGCUAUGAAUGAAGUAAUUCUCAACAACUUCAUUAAUACGGAUCCAACAGCAAGAAAUGUAUUAUUGAUUUUUACGUCUGGUCGACUUGACAACCUAGGUGCUGUCAUGACAGAGGUCGAAGCCAUUACUCGCGAUACAGGCGUUUACGUAUUUGCUAUCGGCGCCGGGUACGACUCAAACAUUGAUGGACUGCAAGCAAUUGCUCAGAAGCCGAGCAAUGUUUUCAUGAUGUCAGAAGACAACUUAGAGACACUUGACGUCAUACAGUCCCAAUUAUCGUACAUUACCUGUUCAUAGGAACUUAAUAAAGCACGCAAUUCAGAAUAUAUAUCUAUCAAGCGAUCUUAUAUUUGUAUAAACAUAUAAAACGCUGAUGAUUAUCAUAUUUAAAAAAAAAUGAGAAAAAGUAGUACUAGCAAAUACGUUUCUGCUGCACAAACAAAAUUAUACAAGACAUGUAUACAGUUGAAGGAAAACGCGAUCAAUAUGUGCAUAUUCGCUCACACCACACAUAGACGCAAUUAAUGUUACACUUCUUGUUUGUUAUAACUGCUGGACAAGUAAACAAUAUUUUGAUUGAUUAUGCUGUAUAAAGAUUGUUAAUUAUUUUAUAUCUAUUUCGUUGAUCAUAGUUCAAUGUUGGUUAAAGAUUGCGAAAAUAAAAUGCAAUAACAAGGCGGCAUCAAGAUGUCAUUUUUGCGCUUGAUCGACAUUGAUUGAUCUACCAUUUUUGUACGAAACAAAUUUCUAUAUCAAAUGCAUACAGAUUGGAUUUGCAAAACCAAACCAAUAUAAAUGUUUUAACAUAUAUUUAAUUUGAUUAUAAUUUAUUUAAUAUAUGAUGUAUUAAGUUUAACUUGUUAAUUGAGUGUUCCAAAUAAACGUAUUUUCUGCAAAAGAUAGACUAAUAAAGUCCAGUUUGAGUU
Dreissena polymorpha is the source of this 5897-nucleotide messenger RNA. RefSeq lists its product as uncharacterized. The record is from RefSeq and is a predicted model, not a curated record. The transcript has 4 exons. Lineage: Eukaryota; Metazoa; Mollusca; Bivalvia; Myida; Dreissenidae. Bases 1 to 2124 code for a protein of 707 amino acids.